AUGACUUUAUUCCCAGCCCGCCCUCAAACCCUGAGCGACGAGGAGCCUACGCCACAACCUACUCCAGGCGCUCUCCGAGCGGCCUUCGAUGCCCCGAGGAAGCGGAAGUGGCCUAAGCGCCGCCCCAUGCCCCUUGACGACCCUACAACCCCUCCAGCACAGCCACCUCCCACCCCUUCACAAUCCUUGGAACAGGACCCACCAGCCCCAUCACCAUCGCACCCAACUAUAACGGAAGGGGGAGGGGGGGGGGGGGUCAGCCCUCAGCAUACGGCCGACCCAGGGCAGUAUAUGCCAGGCGCGCCUACUCAAGGGUUGAGUCCCGCAGAGAUGAGGGCUAACGUCCAGGCUGACCCUGCGAGCACACCACCAUUCCCUCAGGCAUCCUGUCUUGAUCCGUUAGAUACAGACGAAGCGGACGACCAACCACUAACCCCUGAAGAAGCCCACCACCAAUUGGCACGAUACCCCUACAUGUUCCAACAAGAGCCGGCGAUUGAAGUCACGGCGGACGAACCAGUCCGACCACUGGGCACCAUCCCUCCCGCACCGCUCCCCACCUGUCUGCACACCAUCUCCGCUACACCGCUGAGAGAUCAACCAACAACGCGCACGGUUGUGGUUCGUACCGUAGAGCCAACCCGUCCCUGA
Sphaeroforma arctica JP610 is the source of this 651-nucleotide messenger RNA. RefSeq lists its product as hypothetical. NCBI's taxonomy places the organism in Eukaryota, Ichthyosporea, Ichthyophonida. Bases 1 to 651 code for a protein of 216 amino acids. The record is from RefSeq and is a predicted model, not a curated record. The transcript has a single exon.